CUAUUAACAUAUUUAUGUACCUGUCCAAUCAGAAGCCACUCCGCUGUACAAGAUCCGCCCACUUAAUAACUUGUUUAACCGUCGCUUCCGCUCUACCUGCUGAUAGUUUUUCUUUACGUUGCGUCCGUCAGUCCCGUAUGUGCGUGAUUCACCUGCUCAGCCGCUCCUGGAGAUCCGCUGAAGUUUAACACGGUAAAAUGGCGAGAGAUCAGCAAACCAAACAGGUGGAUUUGUCGUGCUUUUGUCCACAAUAAACUCCUGGUUCCCGUUCGCUCCGCAGGUCGGUCUGGAAGUGUUUUAUUCCCGUCUGAAUGAGUGCGAGUGUUUGUUCUGGUGAUUUAAUCUGAAAUAAUUCCUGCAUGAACUCUGCUGGAAUGACAAACACCGCGACAUAACGAGCCGACACACUCUCAACAAACAGGAAGACUUGAGGAUCUUCAUGAUGGAGGACAGCGCUGUGAAUGAAUCAAAUGUGAAAGUGGCUGUACGGGUGCGACCCAUGAACAGGAGAGAACGAGACCUGAAGACAAAAUGUGUGGUGGAAAUGGAAGGAAAUCAAACUAUAUUGUAUCCAGCCAGUGGAAACCUGGGAAAGGGUGACAGCAGGGCCAAACCAAAGUGUUUCGCCUAUGAUUAUUGCUUCUGGUCUAUGGAUGAGGCUGAGACGGGCAAGUUUGCAGGUCAGGAUGUGGUGUUUCAGUGCCUCGGCGAGAGUCUUUUGGACAGCGCUUUCCAAGGAUACAAUGCCUGUAUAUUUGCAUAUGGACAAACAGGCUCUGGGAAGUCGUACACGAUGAUGGGCUCGUCGGAGCAGCCAGGUCUGAUCCCGCGUCUGUGCAGUUCCCUGUUUGAGCGCAGCAUCCUGGAGCAGCGGGAAGGAGAGAGCUUCACCGUGGAGGUUUCCUACAUGGAGAUCUACAACGAGAAGGUGCGAGACCUGCUAGACCCCAAAGGGAGCCGGCAGGCGUUGAAGGUGCGAGAGCAUAAUGUUUUGGGCCCAUAUGUCGAUGGUCUGUCCCGUCUCGCUGUCACCAGUUAUAAGGACAUCGAGUCUCUAAUGUCGGAGGGGAAUAAAUCUCGCACUGUGGCGGCAACAAACAUGAACGAGGAGAGCAGUCGAUCGCAUGCGGUCUUCAACAUCAUCCUCACACACACACUUCGAGACAUGAAGACUGGGACGAGUGGAGAGAAAGUGAGUAAACUCAGUCUGGUGGAUCUGGCCGGCAGUGAGAGAGCAGAUAAAACUGGAGCUGCAGGAGAAAGACUCAAAGAAGGCAGCAACAUUAACAGGUCUCUGACCACUCUUGGACUGGUGAUUUCAGCAUUGGCGGAGCAGGGCGCAGGAAAGAACAAGACUAAAUUUGUUCCUUACAGAGACUCUGUGCUCACAUGGUUACUGAAGGACAGUUUAGGAGGCAAUAGUCGCACCGCUAUGGUGGCGGCGGUGAGUCCGGCGGCUGAUAACUAUGAGGAGACUCUGUCUACGCUACGAUACGCCGACCGUGCCAAAAACAUCAUCAAUCACGCUGUAGUAAAUGAAGACCCGAACGCAAGGAUCAUUCGAGAGCUGCGAGAGGAGGUGGAGAAGCUGCGCAGUCAGCUGUGCGAGGCUGAGUCCAUGAAGGCGCCGGAGCUCAAGGAGAGACUGGAGGAGUCUGAGAAACUGAUUCAGGAGAUGACCGUCAGCUGGGAGGAAAAGCUUAGGAAGACGGAGGAGAUUGCACAGGAACGUCAGAAGCAGCUGGAGAGUUUGGGCAUUUCUCUGCAGUCGUCUGGAAUCAGAGUAAUUGAUGAGAAAUGUUUCCUGGUGAACCUGAACGCAGACCCUGCCCUCAAUGAACUGCUCGUCUAUUAUUUAAAGGAACACACUCGUGUGGGCUCUGCGGACUCUCAGGACAUUCAGUUGUGUGGUUUGGCCAUUCAGCCUGAGCACUGCAUCAUUGACAUCAAACCAGAGACAGGAGUCACUCUCACCCCGAAGAGAAAUGCUCGUACAUGUGUGAAUGGAGCUGUGGUCUCGUCUGCUGUCCAACUGCAUCAUGGGGAUCGAAUCCUGUGGGGAAACAAUCACUUCUUCAGGAUCAGUGUGUCGAAUGUGUAUCGUGUGGAGGAUGAGGAUGGAUGUGCGAUGAAGGCUGGUCUUCGCUCUGAUCAACUGGAUGUUGACAGUCUCAGUCUCGCCUCCAGCGACACCAGCUUCAGUUUCGAGUCGGCGCAGAAUGAAGUCAUGAUGAAAGCGCUGGGAAACAACGACCCGAUGCAGUCAGUGCUUCACUCUCUGGAGCGCAGACACGAGGAGGAGAAGCGCUCUGCUCUGGAGCGUCAGCGGCUCAUGUACGAGCAGGAGCUCCAGCAGCUGCGCAAACGUCUGUCUUCAGAGAUGCAGACGCAAAGCUCGCACCCGCAGCACCACCGCAGCAGCGAACAGCUGAACGCCAGCACACUGUCCUCUCAGAGCCGCCUGCGCCAGUGGACCGACGACAGGGAGGUUUUGAUGAGCCGAAGUCUGCGAAAGCUCCGAGAACAGAUCGUGAAGGCUAAUUUACUAGUGCAGGAGGCUGGAUUCAUCGCUGAAGAGCUCAAUAAGAAAACAGAGUAUAAAGUCACACUGCAGAUACCGGCUGCCAACCUCAACGCCAACCGCAAGCGGGACACAGUGCUGAGCGAGCCAGCAAUUGAAGUGAGGAGGAAAGGCAAAGGAAAGCAGAUCUGGGCGUUGGAGAAGAUCGAGAACCGGCUGGUGGACAUGAGAGAUCUCUACCAGGAGUGGAAAGACUAUGAUGAGGAUGAUCCGGCCAUGCGUUCAUACUUCAAGCGUGCCGAUCCGUUCUUCGACGAGCAGGAGAACCACAGUCUGAUCGGUGUGGCCAAUGUCUUCCUGGCCUGCCUGCUGUAUGAGGUCAAGCUGCAGUACGCAGUCCCCAUCAUCAACCAGAAGGGGGAGGUGUCCGGUCGUCUUCAUGUUGAAGUGGAGCGUUUGAGUGGAGGUUUAGAGGAGUGCGAGACGGACAACGCAGACUCUGAGAACAGUCCAGAGAGCGAAACGCAGGAACGCAAACUCACCUGCAUGAUCAAGGUGUUGCAGGCCACAGGUCUUCCUCAGCAUCUGUCCAACUUUGUGUUCUGUCAGUAUCAUUUCUGGGAUCAGCCAGAGCCGGUGUUCAUCGCUCCUGAAGUGGGUCUGUCCGCUGCCAGGAGCAGAGAACCACAGAGUCUGGUGGUGUUCGACAACUGCAAGACUCUGGAAGUGGCUGUAACUGAAGACUUCCAGGAGUUUCUGAUGGAGGGAGCUGUGGCUGUGGAGGUUUAUGGUCACAAACAGGCAAAUCCACGAAGAAAUCUGGCUCUCUGGGACCUGGGGGUAAUUCAGGCCAAGACUCGCUCUCUCAGAGAAAGGUGGAGUGAAGUGACCCGCAGGCUGGAGCUCUGGGUUCAGGUCCUGGAGAUCAACGACACUGGAGUGUUUGUGCCGGUGGAGGUGCAGCCAGCUAAAGACGUCUCUACUGGAGGAAUCUUUCAGCUCAAACAGGGUCAGUCCCGGCGUGUUCAUGUGGAGGUUCGGUCAGUGCAGGACUCUGGAACUCUGCCUCUGAUCACAGAGUCUGUGCUCAACAUCUCUAUGGGCAAUGUGGAGGUCCAGCAGGCUCGACCUGCCAAAAGCAUAGACGCACACAGGGUGGGAGAUAAAGAUAUGGAUAGUUACCAGGAGGUUGAUCUGGAGAGACUGAGGGCUAAGUGGCUCACAGCUCUAACUCAGCGUCAGGAAUAUCUAGAUCAGCGUCUCCAGAAACUUGUUGGCAAGCAGAAUAAGUCAGAGGAGGACGUGGAGAGUGAGUCUCAGCUGCUGGAGUGUCGUCUGACUUUAACAGAGGAGAGGAACUCUGUGCUGGUGCCCUCUGCUGGCAGCGGGAUCCCAGGAGCCCCCGCCGAGUGGGUUCCUGUUCCAGGAAUGGAGACCCACAUCCCAGUCAUCUUUCUGGACCUCAACGCUGAUGAUCUUCACGAUCAUCUCUCUCCUCCUCUGGCUGGAGGUCUGGAUGCUGUGCUGAACAGAGAAGAUAAAGAGGACUUCAUAGAUUUACAGAUAGUCAAACACUAUGAGAAUGAGGUUAAAGCAGAGGCAUCAUGGGAUUGCACGGUUCAUGACAGCCCUGAGCUGAAUCGAGCCACAGGUCAGGAUCAGAGGGUUUACCUCACCGUCAGCACCACUGUUCUGCUCAGCCAUCCCGCACAAAUGCAGCUGGUCCUGCGCAAACGCAUCUGUGUCAACCUCACCGGACGCCAGGGUUUUGCUCAAAGUCUCCUGAAGAGGAUGUCUCACCGCAGCUCAAUCCAUGGCUGUGGAGUCACAUUUGAGAUUGUCUCAAAUAUCCCUGGGGACAUGCAGGGCUCUGAGGACAGGGAAAUGCUUGCUCGACUGGCCACUAGCACCGACAACCCAGGAGCCGACAGUGAAGCUGCUAUUGAGAAAUACCUGCGCAGUGUGUUAGCGGUGGAGAACAUCCUCACAUUGGAUCGUCUCAGACAGGAGGUUUCUGUGAGGGAACAUCUGACGGAUAAAGGAAAGAUUCCCAAACGCUGCCUCAGUUCACCUAAUGUACAUCGGCUUUCUGGCAGCAGGAAAGACCUGUCCAUCAGCCAAGACUCAGAAGACUAUAAAGGUGGCUGGGACAGUCGUCAGGAUAUUUCUGUGCCAACUUCACUCCCAAAGAGCAUAUCUCAAUCAUCAUCUGUGCAAAGUCACAACUCCGAGCCAGGUCUCUCAGGAUUGGCUGCAUCUUAUUUUUCCCCAGUGAAAGCUCUAGUGUCUCCAGUACCCAAGAUGUUCAAGUCUCUGUUAUCCAAGAAAGACGAGAAGAAAGAUGUGCCGUCUCCUGCUGCCUUUCAGCAGAAUGUGCCACGUAUUGUUGUACAGUCGGUCAGUCUUGAAGACAUCGGGAGCUCUGGACUGGUCUGUUCGACGCCAUCAGAAGAUGCUGCUCAAUGCAACCAAUCAGAACCUGCUUCCUUUGUGCCCAUAUUUACGGUUAUUCCCGCUGGAGUAGAGAACACCGAGGCAUCCACAAUAUUCUCAGAAACCACAUCUGACAACCAGAUAAGCCAUGCUACAGAGACUCCAGUUUCAGAGAAUUCAGAAAACAUUGAGGAGAUUCUUCCAGAAGUUCAACCUACUAAACUUUCUCCAGGGGUUCCACCUCCAUCUAUUUCACAAAAAGUUGAGGAGGUUCUACCUUCAUCUGUUUGCCAAGACAUUGAGGAGACUCUACCUUCUUCUACAAAGGUUGAGGAGGUUCUAUGUUCAUCUGUUUCUGCAAAGGUUGUCGAGGAUCUACCUCCUCCUGUUUCUUCAAAGGUUGAGGAUGUUCUACCUCCUUCUGUUUCUUCAAAGGAUGAAGGGUUUUUACCUCCAGCUGUUUCUCCAGAGGUCAGAAAGGAUACACCUCUUUCUCUUCCUCUAGAAUUUGAAGAGGCUCUACUUUCUCCUGUUUCCCAAGAGGUUGGGGAGGUUCUACCUUCUACAAAGGUUGAAGAGGUUCUAUGUUCGUCUAUUUCUACAAAAGUUGAUGAGGAUCUACCUCCUUCUGUUUCUUUAAAGGACGAAGGGGUUUCACCUCCAACUGUUUCUCUAGUGGUCCGAGAGGAUACACCUCUUUCUCUUCCUCCAGAAUAUGAAGAGGCUCGACUUUCUCCUGUUUCUCCAGAGGUUGAGGCUGCUUUACCCUCAUCUGUUUCUUCAGAAGUCAGAGAGGAUACACCUGUUUCUGAUUCUUCAAAAGUGGUAGAGGCUGAACUUCAUCCUGUUUCUUCAAAGAUCGAGGAGGUUCCACCUCUUGGCCCUGUAGAAAUUGAAGACCCAAAGCAAAGCCCGGUUGGUGACUCCACAAACAGUUCCAUCAGCGACGUCUCGAGCGGAUACAUCUCCACAAGUGUCUCAACAGCAACCCUCUCUGAGUGUGUGACCUUGAAUGAUCCUGCUCCCCCCAACAGCACUGAUGAUAAAGUAGACAAGCUUAUUUCCAAAAAGACUGAACCAAAAGCAGACGAUGCGAUUGUGCCAAACAGCAGCACAUCUCUAGAGCAUCGGUCAAAACUUGAACCAGCACACCCUACGCAUGGACAACAGAUAUUUACAGUAUCACAGACAUCAGAAGAACAUGGUCAGGAGUCUCUUCAAGAUGCACCUUCUCAGAAACUCCUUGUUUCUGCAUCCUCACUUCAAGAAACCUCUAAAACCAAUGUCCAAAAUGAGACUGUUCCAUCAUCUAGCCAAACAUCUCAUUCAAGAACCAAAGCCUCAUCAACACCAUCAGCUGCCUCAGAAUCAUCUGAACCAUCAGUUCCAGUGAAGAAUAAGCCAUCAGCACCAUCCAACACCAAAUCCACUGCUGCUUCCACCGCCAACCCUUUCCAGAUCCACAGAGUCAAGUCCUCUGGCCUGAAGUCUUUCAAAGGGAUCCUACGUGAAGAGGAGGAGGAGGGUAAAAAUAUGGAGUCUUUAUCAGCACUGAAUGAUUCUCAAGAGAAACUGGAGAUCCUUUCAGAUUCGGAGGAAAGCCUAGAGGCUCCUGACUGGCUAAAAGAGGGGGAAUAUGUUACUGUGGGCACCAAUAAAACUGGAACAGUCCGUUACGUUGGCCAGACUGACUUUGCGAAGGGCGUUUGGGUUGGAGUGGAACUUGAUGUUCCAGCAGGUAAAAACGACGGUUCGGUUGGCGGUCGCCAUUACUUCCACUGCAACCCAGGUUAUGGUGUUCUGGUGAGACCAAACAGAGUUACAAAAGCAACAGGAACCGCCAAACGACUGAGGCAGAAACACAAGCAGAACCUUUCAGGAUCAAGUCCCAACCUGGCAGCCCUAACAGCGAUGGCCAAAGGAGACUCCGGAGCACGCAAGAGGGAAAACCGAAAGUCUUGGGUUAGCUGAGGAAAAUUAUGCGUGUACUUACUGGGACAACGGCAGUAUUGGUAUGGCACUGAAACACUACACUGAUACAUAUGCAAGGAUGUGAAUGCAUAUCAACACUACUUAGUGCCUAGUGUUUGAAAAAACCCCAUGAUUUAAAGCACAUAUUCAGUCUCAAUAAGCAGUAUUUUUGGUAUUUAAAUGUUUUUAAUCUAACAAAGUGCCGUUUAUCUGAACGAAAAAGGGGAUGAUCACCCAAAAUUGAACAUUUACUUACUGUUUACUCACCUUUUAAGUGGUUCCAAAAGUUUUAUGAGUGUUUUCCUUCUGUUAAACACCAAAGAGGAUGGUUA
Molecule: messenger RNA, 7257 nt
Organism: Danio aesculapii
Lineage: Eukaryota; Metazoa; Chordata; Actinopteri; Cypriniformes; Danionidae
Gene: kif13bb
Product: kinesin family member 13Bb
Exons: 42
Coding region: 440-6925 (2161 amino acids)
Biological process (GO): regulation of protein localization; microtubule-based movement
Cellular component (GO): adherens junction
Molecular function (GO): microtubule binding; microtubule motor activity; cell adhesion molecule binding
Source: RefSeq, a predicted model, not a curated record